Nipponia nippon (crested ibis) is the source of this 723-nucleotide messenger RNA. It is a transcript of the gene TSPAN8, whose product is annotated as tetraspanin 8. The record is from RefSeq and is a predicted model, not a curated record. NCBI's taxonomy places the organism in Eukaryota, Metazoa, Chordata, Aves, Pelecaniformes, Threskiornithidae. Gene Ontology annotation, cellular component: plasma membrane.
AUGGCGGGUGUAAGCGGCUGCAUGAAGUACUCCAUGUUCAUCUUCAACUUCUUCUUUUGGGUGUGUGGUUCCGUUAUUUUGGGAGUCUCUGUAUGGAUACGUGUUAGCAAAAACGCUCAGCAGGAGUUGGAGAUAGACAACAGCCUGUUUGCAGGGGUUGAUCUGCUGAUAGCCGUGGGCUCCAUCAUUAUGGUCCUUGGGUUUCUGGGGUGCUGUGGUGCCAUAAAGGAGAGCCGGUGCAUGCUGCUGUUGUUUUUUAUUGGACUGCUUCUGAUCCUGAUCCUUCAGAUCACAGGAGGUAUUUUAGGAGCUGUGUACCGAUCUCAGAUUGAAACAUCGCUUAACAAGACUCUCCAGGCGAGUGUGAAUUCAUUGCAAAGCUCUACAGAAGAAUCUAAAGCGUUUCAAGAGAAGUUCCAGAAGUUUGAGAGAAUGAACGAGUGCUGUGGUUUGCUGAAUGGACCUGCAGACUGGGGAAAAAAUUUUAAUAGUGGUACUGGUAGCAAUAAAAUCUGUCAGUGUCAACUAGAGGACCUAUCACCAAACCGCUGCUUCAUGUUUCAAGGCAGAUACGUUUAUAAAGAGCCUUGUGGAAAUGUGAUUGCCGAUUACCUUAAAGACCAUCUGCUGAUAAUUAUGGGGAUCGCCUUUGGACUGGCCAUUAUCGAGAUUCUCGGUAUGGGGUUUUCUAUGAGCCUCUACUGCCAGAUCCAGAAAAAAUGA